UCAUUCGUUUGUGAGAAGCAACGACACAUCAGCAUCAUGCCCGAGCCAGCAAAGUCCGCGCCCAAGAAGGGCUCCAAGAAAGCCGUCACCAAGACCGCAGGGAAAGGCGGCAAGAAGCGCCGAAAGUCUAGGAAGGAGAGCUACGCCAUUUACGUGUACAAAGUCCUGAAGCAGGUCCACCCCGAUACCGGCAUCUCCUCCAAGGCCAUGGGAAUCAUGAACUCGUUCGUGAACGACAUCUUCGAGCGUAUCGCCGGAGAGUCGUCUCGCCUGGCCCACUACAACAAGCGUUCCACCAUCACCUCCAGGGAGAUCCAGACCGCGGUGCGCCUGCUGCUCCCCGGAGAGCUGGCCAAGCACGCAGUGUCCGAGGGCACCAAGGCCGUGACCAAGUACACCAGCUCCAAGUAAACAGCGCAUUUGGAGUGCUGUAGUAACCCAAAGGCUCUUUUAAGAGCCACCCACCCUGUCAGUGAAAAAAGCUAA
Oncorhynchus gorbuscha (pink salmon) is the source of this 486-nucleotide messenger RNA. RefSeq names its product histone H2B. Bases 37 to 411 code for a protein of 124 amino acids. Gene Ontology annotation, cellular component: nucleosome. The transcript has a single exon. Gene Ontology annotation, molecular function: DNA binding; structural constituent of chromatin; protein heterodimerization activity. The record is from RefSeq and is a predicted model, not a curated record. NCBI's taxonomy places the organism in Eukaryota, Metazoa, Chordata, Actinopteri, Salmoniformes, Salmonidae.